Hippoglossus stenolepis (Pacific halibut) is the source of this 2501-nucleotide messenger RNA. RefSeq names its product spermatogenesis associated 5-like 1 (gene afg2b). The transcript is spliced from 11 exons. Gene Ontology annotation, molecular function: ATP hydrolysis activity; ATP binding. Lineage: Eukaryota; Metazoa; Chordata; Actinopteri; Pleuronectiformes; Pleuronectidae. Bases 197 to 2425 code for a protein of 742 amino acids. The record is from RefSeq and is a predicted model, not a curated record.
GGAGACAUCUACUGCGCAUGCGCAUACGGAGAGCGGCGCUGGGCCAUGUUGUCUGCAGCCAGGUUCCUCUCAGACUCAGUCCUCCUCUAAACGCUCCUGUCAGCUGAUCCGCUGCUUUCAGCUCCUCGAACCUUCACCGCUCUUUGGUCCCAUAUCACCUGUUUCACCUGUGUGGUCGGAGGCUGCCGAUGAGUCGAUGACGUCCCUGCGGCUGCUGUCGGUGGAUCCGUCAGACCGGGGCUCUCAGAGAUGCAGGCUGGGUCCCGGCUUGAUGUCGGCCCUGGGUCUGAGUCUGGGCUCCCCCCUGCUGGUGCCUGUCCCGGGGGGAAGCUGCCUGUGCACCGCCUGGCCCCGCUCCGACCUGGCAGAGGGUUUUCUGCAGAUGGACCUGAAGUGUUCGUCUCCCGGUCUGAUCUCUCGUCCUCCCACACUCCUGCACCUGGACCCCGACCAACUCACGCCUGUACCCUGCCCCAAACUGAAAGGUGUUAAGAUAACCGUCGUAGUCCAGACUUUUGACUUUAAGAAACACACACCUCACAAAGUUAUUCAUGAGCUCGUGAAAGACAUGCUGAGAGGUGUGUGUGUCCAUGAGAAGCACGUGAUAAACCUGGAGGACGUUGACACAGAGAUCAGAUAUGUUGUGAUUGAAAGCCUUCACCCGGACUCUACCAGUUCUGGAUUAAUCACCUCGAAAACCGGUGUGGAGAUAAUUGGCAUCCAGACAGUCCGCCAUUACAGGAGUCAGCAGCAGGACCAGAACACCGUGUCACUGGGGGGACUGGAGGAGGUGAGUGCUUCCCUGAGAGAGAUGCUGCAGCUGCCUCUGCUUUACCCAGGUACCCUGAACUCACUGGGUGUGUCGUGUCCCAGAGGUGUCCUCCUGGUGGGGCCCUCAGGGGUGGGCAAGACCCUGCUGGUCCACAAAGUGGUGGGGGAGGUGGGAGCCAGUCUGGUGUUGGUCAGAGGACCAGAGGUGGUGGGAUCCCGGCCGGGUGAGAGCGAGGAGAGGCUGCGGGCUGUGUUUGAGCGAGCUCGAGCUGCAGCCGAAGAGGGCCCGUGUGUGCUGUUCUUAGACGAGCUGGACUCUCUGUGUCCGAGGAGAACCGGCUCGUCGGCACCGGAGAACCGCCUGGUGGCUCAGCUCCUCACUCUGAUGGACGGGAUCAAUCAGUCUGAUCGCUUCCUCAUCGUUGGAGCCACCAACCGGCCGGACAGCUUAGACCCGGCACUGCGGCGACCGGGAAGAUUCGACAGAGAAGUUAUCAUCGGAGCUCCCACUUUGCAGCAGAGAAAAGCCAUCCUGUGUGUUCUGUGUGCGAGGAUGCCUCUGGGUCCCAGCGUCGACAUGGCCGAGCUCGCAUCGAGAACUUCAGGCUUCGUAGGAGCGGACCUCAGUGCUUUGUGCAGGGAGGCUGCCAUGCACGCUCUACGAGAAAGCUCUAAGACUCAUGCAUGUUUUUUUCUUUUACAUUAUUGUCUGCAGGGUUCAGGGUCCUGCCUGCGCGGCAGCCUGGGCAGGACGGAGCUCACUCCGGUGUCCUUGGAGCAGAUAGGAGGCCUGGACGAGGUCAAGCUCAAACUAAGACAGAGUAUCGAGUGGCCGAUGAAGUACCCGGAGGCGUUUGUGCGUCUGGGUCUCAGUCGGCCCCGUGGCGUGCUGCUCUACGGACCUCCAGGAUGUGCAAAGACGACCCUUGUCAGAGCUGCAGCGAGCUCCUCCCACUGUGCCUUCCUGUCUGUCAGUGGCGCUGACCUCUACUCUCCCUAUGUCGGAGACUCAGAAAAGGCUUUAGCACAGCUGUUUCGACAAGCCCGCGCCUGCGCCCCCUGUAUCCUGUUCCUCGACGAGAUUGACUCUCUGAUUGGCUCUCGGUCGAACAACCAAUCCAGCGGUGUGCACACACGCCUCCUGUCUGUGCUGCUGAAUGAGAUGGACGGGGUCGGCCUGAAGUCGCUGGAGAGGAGAGGGACUGAGAAGAUCCUCCAGGCAGAGGGAGUGGAGGAGACUCGCCCUCAGGACCAGUUGGACUGCCAGGAAGUAUGCAACAGAGAUGUGAUGGUUGUAGCCGCCACAAACAGACCUGACUGCUUAGACAGCGCCCUCCUCAGGCCUGGCAGACUGGACCACAUCAUCUACGUCCCACCACCCGACCAGCAGGCUCGACUCGCUGUCCUGAAGGUGUGUAUGCAGUCAAUGCCUGUCGCUGCUGAUGUGUGUCUGGAGGAACUAGCGUCAAAGAGCGAGCUUUACUCUGGAGCUGACCUGGAAAACCUGUGUAAAGAGGCUGCUCUGCUGGCGCUUCAAGAAGAGAACAUGGCGGCUUCUGUCAUCAAACACACUCACUUCCUGAAGGCCCUCAGAAAGAUGAGCCCCUCUCUCACUGCACAGCAGAUACACACAUAUCAAACACACCUCAGAUGACAAACCGCACAUCACCACGUCCUCUGUAGUGAUGACUUGUUAAAACAAUGUUUGAAAUAAAAUGUGUGAAACGUGA